Xenopus tropicalis (tropical clawed frog) is the source of this 3811-nucleotide messenger RNA. It is a transcript of the gene tgif2, whose product is annotated as TGFB induced factor homeobox 2. The coding region runs from base 196 to 996 and encodes 266 amino acids. Gene Ontology annotation, cellular component: nucleus. Lineage: Eukaryota; Metazoa; Chordata; Amphibia; Anura; Pipidae. Gene Ontology annotation, biological process: regulation of DNA-templated transcription; animal organ development. The transcript has 3 exons. Gene Ontology annotation, molecular function: DNA binding. The record is from RefSeq and is a predicted model, not a curated record.
AAGAAGCCUGGCUGGAGAGGGGGGUAUAUCUGUCACUGUCUGGCAGCUAAUGAAAAGAUAAACUUGCAAGUCUGGGGCUUCACUUUUAACUGCUCAGAGCUACAUCUCCCUCCCCACCUACCUACCUACCUACCUCCCAUUCACUCACCUGGGGGAAGGUGACAAGAAGCUGAACCCAUCAGGGAGCAUUGGAGAAUGAUGAAUUCGACUUUUGAAAGCCUAAUGACCGACCAUGAGAUUGACCACAGCCUCCAUACGGACAGCGGGGAAGAUGAAGGCAGUUCAGAGCUUGACAUUUCAGGUGCCAAGAGGAAACGAAGGGGAAACCUCCCGAAGGAUGCUGUGAAAAUCCUGCGGGACUGGCUUUUUGAGCACCGCUUCAACGCUUACCCAUCAGAACAAGAGAAACUCAGUCUGUCUGGGCAAACCAACCUCACUGUCCUGCAGAUCUGUAACUGGUUCAUUAAUGCCCGCCGACGAGUUUUACCUGAGCUUUUGCGAAAAGAUGGGAAAGACCCGAACCAGUUCACUAUUUCACGUAAAGGUGGAAAGUCACCAGAAAUGCCUUCCCCGAGAACCCCCACGUCGCUGCCCAGCGUCCUGGUAAUGCCCCCUACAACUGCUGUCCCUGCGAGGAUACUCUCCGUGCCUCUGCUGUACCCGGUAGCACAGCCGGUGGCUAACCUGGUUAGUCAUGACCUAAUCUUGCCCAGUAUGGUGCCCACCAUCAAGACCGAAGAGGGUAGCACGACUGUUUUAUUGCCCAAGAAACGUGCCCGAAGCCCAACACAUGAACUUGUCAACACACCACCUCCUUCCCCCUCGCCCCCUCUGCUGUUCGGAGGGGCAAGCAUUAGCAGACUGAACAUUUUGGCACAAGUGGCAACAAUGUGCAUGGCAGAAAUGGAAGCUGAAGAGGCAAAAAGGGAGGCUGCCCGCUCUGCUCUUACAUCAUUGUACAAGGCUGCACCAAUCACGACAAGCACCCCCAAUUAGAGUUGUGCUGUCCAACUGAAUAAAGAGGGGGUCACAUUCCUGAACUCCCCCCUUCUUUAUGAACAGUUUUGCGGGGGCACUUAAAAUGGAUGCUGAGGAAACAAGGAUUUAACCAUGUGACCAAAAAGGACAUUCUGGCCCCAAAGAUGGUGCGCAAACAUGGCUUCCAUGCCUGCAAAGAAUGCACAACCCCUGAUCUUGAAAUUCGGGGGACCUUUGCUGCAUGUUGGAUUGGGAAGCAAAAGAAAGGUCCAAAUAUAUUUUCUCAUAAAAGAAACUUUAUCUGUUUACAUUGAGUAUUUGUCCCCACUUUGUGUGUUGGGGGGGAGAUUGGAAUUGGGAUUAGGGGCAAUAAGGCACCUUGGGGCAAGACUGGUCGGCAUCUUCCUUACUCCUUCCCAGCAAAGUGCACAGUGUUGUGUAAAUAUGCUGCUACCCCCCUCCCCUUUUGUGCACUUUAUAGGUCAAAAUGGCCACCAGUUCCGCAGCUUGAUGAGAGUACCGAGUAUCCUUCACACCACUACAGCUGGAUUUCCAGAGUCGCUUAGGCCGCACACGAUAAUGACUGAGCCGAGUCUGCCAUACUCGGCACCACUGUACACAGUUGUUUGCUAAAUACCCAAGUGUGCUUAAGGGGAUGAGAUUUAUGCUGAUGUUGUUGACUAAUCCUCAUUUAUUGAACUUCCUUCCUGACACUGUUUGACAACCUUGGCCUCUCCAGCUGUUCUCAAAGGGCUACAACUCCCAGCAUCCCAGGGAGUCUGCUGGGAGCUGCCGUUUUCCAACAGUUCGAGCGAUAAAGGUUGUCUAAAUAUACGAGUUUACCUUAUUUUUUUUUUUAUUUUUAUUUUUUUAUUUUGAACUGUGAAUGUGUAGUAAAUACCAUGUAUCUAUUACUCCGUAUCUAUAUUAUCCAGUAUUUGGUGCAGAGAAGAUGGGUUUGCUCUCUGACAUUAUGUAGACUGGAAAGUGGGACAGAGGAAUGUUUUAGUUCCUUUGCUGCCUUACAAUAUAUGUCAUUUACUGCCUCCUCAGCAGGUUAUAUAUACAGCUAAAGGGAUUGUGGGUAUGGGAGGGGGGUGGGAGGUAUAGGGUCCCCAUUCAUUUUCCCUGAAGGCGCAGUUUAUUUUCUGUACGGAUAAGGGCACUGCCCAAUUGCUUACAGCAUUUUAUAGUGAUGUAGAACAGUAUCAUCUUGACCACUGGGGGAGCUGUUACAUUAUGUUUUUUACAUCAAUAGGCUGCAAUAAUAGGAUCAUUACUGGUCAUGGCUAUAUGGUUGUCUAUGUAGAAUUUUCCAAUAUGGCAGCUUCCACUUAUGCAGAUAAGCAUCCAUGGUAUUAUAUGUUACAUGGGAAUAACUGGAGGAUGAGCUCUGACUAUAAAUAACAUGUAUUUUACCUAUUAAAAGGAGCAAUUAUGUGGAAAUGGUCAAAAGAAUGGUUUCAUGCUCAGUUUUCAUUGGCACACAGGGAGAUUUGGGGCAUUUUGGCCCCAACUGCUGAUAGUAGCUGGAUGGGGGGACAAUAUCACCCCCUAUUCAAAUGAAGAAAUAAUGGCCUGAAUGCUUGGAGCCAUGAUUUCUGCCAAUUGCAAUAGAGGUCAAAUAUCCCCAUGCGCAGUCACUACUUUCCCUACAUGGUUAAAUACCCAGAACCUCCUGUUGCAUUGCCCCUGUGGGCAGGUACCCAAAAGAGCAGCAUGUUAUUGAUCGUUACUGCCAAAAAGCAGUCGCAGGGUGGAAAUGUUCCUGUAACACUUAACCCUUUACUUCCUGCAAAGAUAUUUAAAUGGUUGAUGUCUUAUUUUUAAAAGCAGAGAUGUACAGUACAGUGUUUAUUGUAGUAUUCUUGACAUUGAGAUAUUAAAGGUUCAACCCUUCUUGCCCAAUUAAAGCAGAAAUAUACCUUAAGUCUUAUUUACGUCUGCAUGAGGCCAGAGCUUAAUGCCAUUCGCUUGUGUUUAUACAUUUGCCUAUAGCAAGUUAACCUCAUAUGUCAUUGUCUGCCUCUAUGUACGGGGUAUUUACCCUUUUACAAUAUUGGGGAAUCAUUUUCUGUUGCAAAUAAAUUGACCUGCAAAGCUGCAGUCCACUGUAUCCAAAGUGGCUGCUGGGAAUUGUAGUCUUAUACUAGUUAGAGUGCAGCAGACUUGUUAUUGGGUGCAAGGGAAGGCUUUGCGUUAGCUCUUUGCGCUUCAGACUCAUUGUAAGUAUAAGCCUAAUCAUUAUACUAGUAUUACCCCAUAUUGGCCACUAGAUGGCAGCAUUACCACCUAGCAGGUCUAGUGAUACAAUUGUGUGUAAGUAAGAUUUAACCCAAAAUCCUCUUUAAAGUAAUGGGUAAAAUGAGCUAUAAGAAUAGGGGGGGGUUUAAAGAGUAAAAUACAGUAAAGGCAUGUGAGAUGGAGUAGUAAAACAGCCCCACUUAUAAAUAAGCUGUUAAAGUUUUUACGUCAGUGCAAUGUCUUUAUUCUAAAUAGGAUGAGCUAGAAUUGUUUGUAUUUUGGAUCAGAAUGGAACAAGUCACAUUAUUCCUAUGAAAUUACCUCUUUUUUUUUUUUUUUGGAAUAAACAUUUCAUGUAUUUUUUCAUGCCGUAGAGUCAUUAAAUUAUAUGAACUGGGAGAUAUUUUGGCAUGCCAGCAAAAGGUGAAGCAAUAGGGUGUCUUGGCUGGGACAGCAGCACCCAUUGCCCGUGAAUCUCAUUUAUUGGUUUUUAUGGUACAAGCUGUAUGAAUGUUUUAACAGAUUAUUUCUGUGUGCAUUUUUUUUUUUUUUAUAAAAUUUGUAAUAAAAAAAGUGUUUUGGAAAGUAA